UACUGAACUCUCCAUCGCUUAGGUAAUUGUUAUUAGAAUAAUUUGAAAGGUUACUACUUAAUAGAUGUAUUAAAAUUUAUGAUCUGUAAAAUGAUUACAGAUUGAGCUUCUUUCUACAAGAUCACUAGUUACUACCUACACUGACACAUUCAAGUUGUCAAAUCACAACACUUGCACGUGCCAACAUUCGAUGUGAAUCACUCUCUGAAUAUUGAGUUAUUAACGUUGAACUAUUUUUGCUGAAGGUACUACCAGUAUGCCUAAUUUUCAUUAUAUAACGUAGAAGUUAUUAUGUAAAUAAAUGUCUACAUUUUCACUGUUGGAUCUUGUGAAGGUGAAAUGUCUUAUCAGUAUCAAUCAGUAUACCUGUUACAUUGAUGUUUCUCACUUAUAAUUAUUGUGCGAAAUGACCACUAAGAAUUGUGCGAAUGGUCAAAAACUUGUGCUAAAAGACUUGUGUGAAAAGUCUUUUGUGCGAAAUGUCCGGUUACCGUGGACAUCCCUCACCCUUGGUUCCCUAGCUACAACCUCAACGAUAAACUUGAAGUGAAGCCUAGAGCUUUGACUCCUAAUCAGCAUUUUCUUACUUCAAAAUGUAAGCGCAUGGCACUCUUUCAUUAAUUGUGUCCUAUGUUCUAUUUUAUAGGUACAAGCACAAAAGACCAACCCAUAAAUAUUGUGAGAAGACAUUGCUCUCAUAUCCGUAAGGUUCCAGACAUUUAUACAUCAGAGCAAUUGAAGAGUGUGCGCAUUGUGUUUGAGUCAGAUGAUUCGACAAAUUUCAUAUCUGAUGAAAGUGGAGUUGUUAUUGGUUACGCUACUUUCAAAACAGAGACAAGAUCACAAGCUGAAUGCUUGAGCCUUUUUAAACCUAUACCAACUACACCAUCAACAGGAAGCAAGAUAUUGGCAAAUUUCUUCUCUGUGGUUAUUAUUGGGACCAUGGGCACCCUGGUAUUUUGAAUUACGGUCAACUCGCCGACGCCAACUCGC
This is a messenger RNA of Pocillopora damicornis (cauliflower coral), 993 nucleotides long. Its product is annotated as tolloid-like protein 2. The record is from RefSeq and is a predicted model, not a curated record. Lineage: Eukaryota; Metazoa; Cnidaria; Anthozoa; Scleractinia; Pocilloporidae.